AUGGCCAGACUUAUUGCUGGGCAUCGUAUUCCUGCAUUCCCUGAAGAUGGAGGCAGAGUGCUCCUAUCACCACUUCUGUGCGCCCAGUACCACUGUAAUAAAAUAUCUCAAGCACAUCAGAUCUCCAGAAACCCCUUUAGUCGGUUCCCAAUCCCCAUUAAAAUUGCAGCAGUGGUUCAUCUCUCUGGGGCUACGCUUGCUUUGAAAAACACUCGGCAGACAUCCUACGCCUCCGAUGCAAAGCACGCUCCACGCAGCUGCGGCUUAAGCAAUUCAGCCCUGAGUCAACGUGUCACAGCCAAUCUGCAGCUACAACUGAACAGCAGACACCCGAAGCAGAGAGGCCCAGCUUUCCAGCCCACAAACAACUUCUAUCAGCUCCCAGAUGCUGACACAAGGCACCGAGAGGCACCCAAGCCAAAAGCCUGGAUUCCAAACAUCCCUGAACUCUGGAGAAGUUCAAAUCAGAGCACACAUCUUCAGCGAGAAGGGGAAAGCUGUAAUGUGAUCCCGGUCCUGUGCAAUAGAGAAGGUAUGCAACUACUGCUCAGAAACCAGAAAGAAUCCUCUUGCAGCCACAAAGACUGCGAGAUAAAGAAAGCUGAUGAAGCUCUGGUGGAAAGAGACCUGUGAAGGACAAGAAGGCAAUCAAAAACAGCUGGUAUGGAUUUGUGAAGGACAAAUCGUAUUUGGCCAGCCUGACUACAUCCUAUGAUGAAGUAGCUGGCUACAUGGAGAAGGAGAGAGCAAGUGGAUAUAACAGAUGUUGACUUCAGUCCAGCUUUUGAAAUCAUUUCCCGCAGCAUUUUCACUUGCAAACUGAGGAAAUAUGGCAUGAGCAAGCUGGCUGUUAGAUGAAUUGAAAACCUCCUGUACUGCUGGGCUCAGUGGGUAGCAAUUGAUGGCUUGAUAACCUGUCUGAAGGCCUACAGCAAGUUGAAUACAUUAGGGGUUGAUACCAGGGCUCACAUGGUUUGGUAUCUUCAUCAAAAACCUGGACAGUGAGACAGGACAUACCCUCAGCCAGAUAAUGCUAAGGUAAGGGGAAUGAUUGACACACUAAACAGUAGAGCUUCAGUUCUGAGAGACUUUGAGAAAUUUAAGGACUGGGCUGCCAGAAGGCUUAACAGGUUCAAGGAGAAAUGUGCAACCCUGCACCUAAGGCAGAAUAAGCCUUUCUGUUGGUACCAGGAGCUGGGGGUCAGCUCUGCUGACAAGAACCUGGGGUUUGUGAAACCCAAGUCCAAUAUGAGC
Molecule: messenger RNA, 1254 nt
Organism: Oxyura jamaicensis (ruddy duck)
Lineage: Eukaryota; Metazoa; Chordata; Aves; Anseriformes; Anatidae
Exons: 4
Coding region: 1-633 (210 amino acids)
Source: RefSeq, a predicted model, not a curated record